CUGCAUGGUCGCAGCGCUCAGCCUGGCCCAUUCUGCCCAGACGCAGCACCCGCUCAGUACCCGAGGCGCAGUCGCUUGGGGCCGCCGCCAUCCCGCGGGCGAGCCUCCCGGGCAUUGGCUCUCCCGACCCGCCGCGGUCCGUUCCAACCGCCGCCCGCCCCAGGUAGCCGUCCGGCCGGAGACCAUGUUCGACAAGACGCGGCUGCCGUACGUGGCCCUCGAUGUGCUGUGCGUCUUGCUGGCUUCCAUGCCUAUGGCUGUUCUAAAUUUGGGCCACAUAUAUCCAUUUCAGAGAGGCUUUUUCUGUACUGACAGCAGCAUCCAGUAUCCAUACCAUGACAGUACCGUCAGAAGCGUUAUACUCAUCAUAGUGGGGCUUGGCUUACCCAUCUCCUCUAUGAUUGCCGGAGAAAGUCUGUCUGUUCACUUUAAUACCUUGCAGUCAAAUUCCUUUGUCGGCAAUCACUAUAUAGCCAGUAUUUACAAAGCCAUCGGAGCCUUUUUGUUUGGCGCCGCAGCCAGCCAGUCCCUGACUGACAUUGCCAAGUAUUCUAUAGGCAGACUGCGUCCUCACUUCUUGGCUGUUUGUGACCUUGAUUGGUCAAAAAUCAACUGCAGUGAUGGUUAUAUUGAGAACUACAUCUGUCGAGGUAACGAAGAAAAAGUCAGGGAAGGCAGGUUGUCCUUCUACUCGGGCCACUCUUCGUUUUCCAUGUACUGCAUGCUCUUUACAGCGCUUUAUCUUCAAGCCAGGAUGAAGGGAGACUGGGCAAGACUCUUGCGCCCCACACUGCAGUUUGGUCUUGUUGCUUUAUCCAUAUAUGUGGGCCUUUCUCGAGUUUCUGACUACAAACACCACUGGAGUGACGUGAUGGUUGGACUCGUCCAAGGAGCCGUGGUUGCAAUAUUAGUUGCUGUGUAUGUAUCAGAUUUCUUCAAGAACAGACAUCCUUAUGCAGAAAGGAAAGAGGAUGACUCACAUACGACUCUCCAUGAAACCACCACCUCAAACGCGUACUCAAACAAUCACCAGCCUUGAAGGGUAUGGAGGAGCUGGUCAGCUUUCUGAAGGAAACCGCUAGAAGGAGGCGGCGGCGGCGGGAGGAUGCAUAUUACUUUCCGGUGUAUAGGCCAUUGAAGGACUGCUGCUAUACCUCUUGGAUUACCUACUUUACCUGUGUAUAUAACACAAUGAGUAUCUAAUAGCCCGAUUUAAAAAAAUAUUCAAGCCUUCCACUAAAAACACUGCCCCACCUGUACAUUUUUUAAUUGAAAGAUGCUAUGUACAAAUGUGUAUGUUACAUGCCUUCUUAGAAUGAUAUCUGAUUUAAGUAUAAUAAAAUGCUUGAAACAAC
Messenger RNA from Peromyscus californicus insignis, 1355 nucleotides. It is a transcript of the gene Plpp1, whose product is annotated as phospholipid phosphatase 1. Gene Ontology annotation, molecular function: phosphatidate phosphatase activity. NCBI's taxonomy places the organism in Eukaryota, Metazoa, Chordata, Mammalia, Rodentia, Cricetidae. The record is from RefSeq and is a predicted model, not a curated record. The coding region runs from base 5 to 1039 and encodes 344 amino acids. The transcript is spliced from 6 exons. Gene Ontology annotation, biological process: phospholipid dephosphorylation; signal transduction; phospholipid metabolic process.